This is a messenger RNA of Pichia kudriavzevii, 903 nucleotides long. RefSeq lists its product as uncharacterized. The transcript has a single exon. NCBI's taxonomy places the organism in Eukaryota, Fungi, Ascomycota, Pichiomycetes, Pichiales, Pichiaceae. The coding region runs from base 1 to 903 and encodes 300 amino acids. Gene Ontology annotation, molecular function: ditrans,polycis-polyprenyl diphosphate synthase [(2E,6E)-farnesyl diphosphate specific] activity. The record is from RefSeq and is a predicted model, not a curated record. Gene Ontology annotation, cellular component: membrane; dehydrodolichyl diphosphate synthase complex; endoplasmic reticulum.
AUGGAAUGGUUAACACAGUUCCCUAUUACUCAACAUUUGUUGGAAGUAACGAAGAAGAAGGUUUGUAGUGCAUUAAGAAGCGGUCCAGUUCCUCAGCAUGUUGGUUUUAUCAUGGAUGGUAAUCGAACUUACGCCAAGAGGAAACAUAUCGAGUUAAAGGAAGGACACAAUGCAGGAUUUGAGAGUAUGGCCCGUAUAUUGGAAGUGUGCUAUGACUGUGGUGUUAAAAGUGCCACCGUUUUUGCAUUUUCCAUUGAAAAUUUCAAGAGGCCAAGCUAUGAAGUGCAAUGGUUGAUGGAGUUGGCCAAAGCUAAAUUCACCCAAGUGGUAGGUAACGGGGAGAUGUGUGAACAGUUUGGCAUUCAAAUCAGGAUUCUAGGUGACUUGGACUUGCUGCCAGAUGACGUUAGGACGGCUCUAUUGAAGGCAGAGGAGAUCACCAAGCAUAAUAAAAGGGCAGUUUUGAAUGUCUGUUGGUCAUAUACAUCUAGACACGAUAUGACACAGGCAAUUCAGAAAACAAUUGAGCAGUUUGCCAAGAAUAGAAUCGGAUUAAACGAUAUUGAUGAAGACAGGAUUUCCGCAAACUUAUAUACGGGGCCUUCGCCGCCCCUGGAUUUGCUUAUUAGAACUUCAGGUGUUUACAGGUUAAGUGACUUUAUGUUGUGGGAGGCCACCAGUGAGAGGUGUGACAUUGAGAUUGUUGAAGAGUUAUGGCCGCAAUUCAAUGCGUUGAAGAUGAUAUGGCUCUUAAUCAAGUGGAGUUUCAACAAAACCUAUAAUUCCAAACAAAUUUCCACUCCUGUCACUUCCAGUAGUUUCAAUAGGAUCGAUACAGAUGGCGGGGGAUGUAAGAAAUCACUGGAUGAAACAAAGAUGGAGACAAUACAAGUAAAAGAAUAG